This is a messenger RNA of Oryza sativa Japonica Group (Japanese rice), 1807 nucleotides long. Its product is annotated as putative AP2/ERF and B3 domain-containing protein Os01g0140700. Lineage: Eukaryota; Viridiplantae; Streptophyta; Magnoliopsida; Poales; Poaceae. Gene Ontology annotation, biological process: regulation of DNA-templated transcription. Gene Ontology annotation, molecular function: DNA binding; DNA-binding transcription factor activity. The record is from RefSeq and is a predicted model, not a curated record.
GCUAACAUAAACACAAAACUAGCUAUCAUACAUACGAGUGAAGGGCUGGAAGCAGCUAAGCUGAAAGCUCAACACAACAUAUACUACCAAUCUAGCUACAAGGCCACUCCAAGUCGCAUAUAUACUAGUAUCUAUAAGCUAGGCUGUUCUCUCUUUCCAUUCGUCAAGAACUACCACGACGUCGACAUCAUAAUCGUCAGAGAGCUCGAGAAAUUUUUUAGUAUCUUUGAUCCAGAUCGAUCAUGGAGCAAGAAGCUGCCAUGGUCGUCUUCUCCUGCAACUCCGGCUCCGGUGGGUCGUCGUCGACGACCGAUUCAAAGCAAGAGGAGGAGGAGGAGGAGGAGUUGGCCGCAAUGGAGGAAGACGAGUUGAUCCACGUCGUCCAGGCGGCGGAGCUGCGGCUGCCGUCGUCGACGACGGCGACGCGGCCGUCGUCGCGGUACAAGGGGGUGGUGCCGCAGCCGAACGGGCGGUGGGGGGCGCAGAUCUACGAGCGGCACGCGCGGGUGUGGCUCGGGACGUUCCCCGACGAGGAGGCGGCGGCGCGCGCCUACGACGUGGCGGCGCUCCGCUUCCGGGGGCGCGACGCCGUCACCAACCGCGCCCCGGCGGCGGAGGGCGCGUCCGCCGGCGAGCUCGCGUUCCUGGCCGCGCACUCCAAGGCGGAGGUCGUGGACAUGCUGCGGAAGCACACCUACGACGACGAGCUCCAGCAGGGCCUCCGCCGCGGCUCGCGCGCGCAGCCGACGCCGCGGUGGGCGCGCGAGCCGCUGUUCGAGAAGGCCGUGACGCCGAGCGACGUCGGCAAGCUCAACCGCCUCGUGGUGCCCAAGCAGCAGGCCGAGAGGCAUUUCCCGUUCCCGCUCCGCCGCCACAGCUCCGACGCCGCCGGCAAGGGCGUGCUCCUCAACUUCGAGGACGGCGACGGCAAGGUGUGGCGAUUCCGGUACUCGUACUGGAACAGCAGCCAGAGUUACGUGCUCACCAAGGGGUGGAGCCGAUUCGUGAGGGAGAAGGGCCUCCGACCAGGCGACACCGUGGCCUUCUCCCGGUCGGCGGCGGCGUGGGGGACGGAGAAGCACCUCCUCAUCGACUGCAAGAAGAUGGAGAGGAACAACCUGGCAACCGUCGACGACGAUGCCCGUGUCGUCGUCAAGCUGUUCGGCGUUGACAUCGCCGGAGACAAGACGAGGUAACACGCAAGCGCAGCUAGCUGCAUCGUAUCGAUCAUAUAUAUCACCCCGGCGCCUUCUUCUUCUUCUUCUUCUUCUUCUUCUUCUUCUUCUUCUUCUUCUUCUUCUUCUUCUUCUUCUUCUUCUUCACUUGUUCUUCGUUUUCUUCCUCUUCGAUCUUCUCAUUCAUCUUCUGUUGCUGCCCUAGCUACAAUGAUCGAUCGAUGGAUGAUCCAUAUCAUCGUUGAUCCUUCGCUUCACAUCAGGUUCAUCAUUCCUAGCUACAUCGAUAUAUGUACCUAUAAUUUGAUGAUGAGAUGAACUUCUUCAAAAUUCAAAUUAAUCUCUGAAGAAACCAACGGAGAAUUAGGAUCAGAGUGUGCUAGCUACAUGUGAGCUAGAGAUUAGAGAAAUUUAAGAGUGUGUGUUAUAUGUAAAUAUAUCGAUCAUUGCCAGAUCGAUCGAGGCGAAACUAUAGAAUUUUGCCUUGGGGUUUAAUUAGCCUUAAUUUGUACCCAAAAAUUGAAACAAAUCCGUCCCACGCAUUGCAUUGGGAUGUGUAAUCCGGGUUUCCAUAUGCAUGGUUAUGGGAAUGUGCCAUGUGUCUGCUAUUGCUAUAUAUAGUUAUUAGUCUA